Rotaria sp. Silwood2 is the source of this 207-nucleotide messenger RNA. NCBI's taxonomy places the organism in Eukaryota, Metazoa, Rotifera, Eurotatoria, Philodinida, Philodinidae. The record is from the annotation of a GenBank genome assembly.
AUGAUUAGUGGUGGUUUCCUUGAACCAACAACAGCUUAUUUUGGUACUGUUGAAAGUCAAGAGCGAGGUUCUCUUCACUUACAUCUUCUUAUUUGGCUUGAUCAUGAUAUGACACCUGCUGAUCUCAAAGAAAAUAUUCAAGAUGUCCAUUUUCGUGAAAAGUUAAAAGCAUAUUUAGAAGAUAUUUAUCAAAGAAGAUCUAGAUGA